GAAAGGACUGCCCCUUUCGAUCAUAAGAGCUGUUCUUAUCUGUGUCUCCCCCCAUCCUGCGGGGGCCGUCGAGAGCGGGGGGCCAGGCUUGCUCUCGCUCUCUCUCCCCCCUCCCCUCUGUCUCGCUCUCCUCUCUCUCUAAGUCAGAUCCUCUGAACAUCACGGCAGCUUCAGCAGACCAAACUCCUUCUUCUCGUCUCCUCGACACGGACAUGACGGCGCGGAGCUCCUGAGACGAGGUCCUUCCUCUUUACUGCAGCAGUCGUGGCUGGGGUAGAACUUCAGCUUGUGUCUCAGACAUCAUGGGUCACAAAAAGAAGCCCACGGCUCUAGUGAUUCUCACUGUGUUCCUAGGGUUCCUUGAAACGUUCUGCACGGCUCAGAAGGAUAUGAGAUUGAGCUGUCGAACGGCCCCCAGUGAUUUGGUUUUCAUCUUAGACGGCUCUUGGAGUGUAGCAGACACCAACUUCGAAAUAGUCAAAAGAUGGCUGGUGAACAUCACCACCAGCUUCAACAUCGGCCAGAAGUUCACCCAGGUGGGUGUGAUCCAGUAUAGUGACAACCCCCACCUGCACAUUCCCUUGGGAAGCCACCAUUCCAGCGAGGAACUCAUCAGGGCCAUGGAGUCCAUCGAGUACAUGGGUGGAAACACCAGGACGGGUGAAGCUAUUCAGUUCACCAGCGAGAGAGUGUUUGACAUGUCAGAACGUGGCCCGAACGGCGUGGCCAAGAUAGCCAUUGUGCUGACGGACGGGAAGUCGCAGGAUGACGUGGCCGUGGCUGCGGAGGCUGCCAGGAAGAAGGGAAUCAUCCUGUUCGCCAUCGGAGUGGGGCAGGAAACUGAGGAGGCUGAGCUGAGGGCCAUCGCCAACAAGCCGCCUUCCACGUACGUCUUCUACGUGGAGGACUAUGUCGCGAUCACCAAGAUCCGCGAGGUCAUCCGUCAGAAGCUCUGUGAAGAAACUGUCUGCCCUUCGAGGAUCACGGUGGAAACUCGCGAUGAGAAGGGUUUUGACAUGCUGCUACACCUGGACUUUGCCAAAAAGGCGAAAAAGACUCAGGGAUCUUUUCAAGGCACAAAAGCUUAUCAGGUGACCCCAAGAGUUGAUUUAAGUGAAAGUACAAGGCUGCUCUUUCCUGAUGGCUUACCCCCUUCCUACGUCUUCGUGGCCACACUGAAGUACAAGGGAUCAGUGGUCAUGGAGAUGUGGGAUUUGUGGAGAGUACAGACCCAGGAGGAGAAGCCUCAGAUGGCAGUCACCCUGAAUGGAAUCAACCGUACGGUCAUGUUCACCACAACCAGCUUUGCACCGAGUGGCACCCAGACCGUGGUCUUCUCAAAAGCGCCAGCCAGGAAACUGUUUGAUGAAAUGUGGCAUCAGCUCCGCCUGCUUGUCACAGAGCAGGACGUCACGCUCUACGUGGAUGACAUGGAGAUCGAGACGCUGGCUCUUGAACCCCCAGAUGGCAUCUUCAUUAACGGGAAGACGCAAGUCGGGAAGUAUGUCAGCAAAGAAACGACCGUACCGUUCGAGAUUCAGAAGCUGAGGAUAUACUGUGACCCGGAGCAGAAUAACAGGGAAACCGCCUGUGAGAUUCCUGGAGUGGAUGGAGAGUGUUCCAACGGUCCCCGGGACAUCGACCCCACCCCGGAACCAUGCACCUGCCCCCCUGGCCCACCCGGGGCUCCAGGCCUGAAGGGUGAAGAGGGACGACAUGGAGGCCCAGGCCAAGCUGGACCUGCUGGAGCUGAGGGUAAGCCUGGUGUUCCCGGUGUCAGAGGAAAUCCAGGCCUUCCAGGCUCACCUGGCAUGCAGGGUCCACGUGGUACCGAUGGAUACAAGGGUGAAAAAGGAGAGCCUGGCGAUCGGGGUGAGAGAGGCUCUUCGGGUUUUCCUGGGUUACCGGGACUACGAGGUGAAAAGGGUUCGACCGGGUCUCCAGGAUUACAGGGGUCACCUGGCCAGGAUGGCAAGGUGGGAGAGAAGGGGAGCAUGGGACCUGCCGGACUGCUUGGACUUCCAGGGGCUCCUGGACGUCCUGGCCUUGACGGGAAAGAUGGGGAGCCAGGCAGUGACGGCCAGAAGGGAGGAGCUGGAAAGCCUGGCCUCCCUGGGACUGACGGACAUGAGGGACACCCUGGGAUUCCUGGUUUGCCUGGACGUCCAGGAGCAGCAGGCCCAAAGGGGGAGGCAGGAGAACGUGGACAAAAGGGGGUGCGAGGAUCUCCAGGGCCCUCGGGGGAGGCGGGCUUGGCGGGGAUGCCAGGCCCUGCCGGAAAACCUGGAUCAAAGGGCAGUAAAGGCGAUGGGGGUCAGCCUGGUGCAGCAGGAACCGCAGGGCUCGAGGGUAAACCGGGUGAAGCAGGAAUGGCGGGGGAACCAGGACACCCGGGUCUGCCAGGGAUGAAAGGGAGCAAGGGAGAAGGUGGAAGUCCAGGUGACAGAGGAGCAGAGGGUCCAAAAGGAGAAAAGGGAGAAAACGGGAGGAACGGCGAGCAGGGAAUUACAGGCCACCCAGGGAAAAAAGGGGAGAAAGGGUCAGCAGGAGAACCAGGAAUGAGGGGGCAAAAUGGCCAUCAAGGACAGCCGGGGCAGCGAGGACAGAUGGGCGCUUCUGGCGCACAAGGGCCCAGUGGGUCACCGGGCCCAGCAGGACCACCGGGACCGGAGGGCAGACCAGGAAGGGAAAUAUCUGAGCAGCACAUUCGGCAGAUUUGCCGGGACAUUCUCAGGUCUGAGAUUCCAGCCCUCAUACAGAACACUCAGCCAAGGGGCUGUGACCACUGCCAAACGCGUCCAGGGGGCCCAGGCCCUCCGGGCCCAGCUGGACCACCAGGAUCCAGGGGCUUUCCUGGGAUACCGGGCUCCAACGGCAUGCAGGGGAAUCCUGGUCUGCCAGGGGAUUCUGGAGUCCCUGGGCUAAAAGGAGAUCCAGGUGAAAAAGGUGAGAAAGGAAGUCAAGGAAGAGUUAUGGCAGGGGACCAGGGUCCUCCAGGACUCCCAGGUCCAACGGGACCCCCAGGAGUGGGCAAGUUGGGCUACCCAGGCAAGCCCGGACCCCCAGGUCCACAAGGGGACGAAGGGAAGCGGGGCAGUCCCGGGGAUGCAGGCCAGCCGGGGGUGUGCCACCCCUCCCUCUGCUAUGGUGUCUUGAUGCGCAGGGAUCCGUUUAGGAAAGGACCCAAUUAUUAACGGAACCUGGCAGAAGUGACCUGGCAUCUUUACAAUGCAAGAAAAUCAACUGGGAAUAAAGGGAGGUUUUUCCAGUCUCAGGAAGAUCACUUUUUAAUAGUAUUGAGCUCCUUAAUGGGGAUACAGAAGUACCUCUGUCUGUUUGUUAAAGGAACAUCAGAAUACCAGGGAAUCUUUGAGCAUGUCAUCCCAACUCCCUGCUGACUGGUACGCAUGGACCGAAUCCUGAGGUUGUGAUGAGUGAGUCCACGCCAGAUCACACAAACAGAAUUAAUGAAUUAAUUGCAAGAAAAUUCAUUAGCGACAGCCAGGUGCACUUCUUCUCCAAAUGGGGCCUGAGAUUGACAUGCAGGCCUGCCUCCCGUCUGGGCCUGAGAUUGACAUGCAGGCCUGCCUCCCGUCUGGGCCUGAGGUGAUGUGGAGGCCAGGUGCUGUCACACAUGGCUCCAGUCUGCCGCAGCCUGGUGUGGACCUCAGCCUGACAAGAAGAGAUGACAGUACAUAACACAGAGAUAACCUUCCUGAUCCACAGCAUUGUAAUCCUUAAAGCCCAAGGACUCCCUCUCGCAUCCCAGUGGCCCCUCCAGAAAUAUCACACCAUUUCCAGGGCGCCUGAGGAAUCCAUCGCAAACUGCUCCUCCUUUUACAUUUUUUACCUUGGGCCACUUCGUCCUUGUAGCUUAGUAGCCCCUCUUUGUAGCAUUAGUAUAAUACUUGCUUAAUAUUAAGAGAAAUCACAGUCAUCAAUAAUCAUGAGGAAACUGAACUGUUGUCCUAAGAAAACUAAACAACACGCAAAUCCUACAGAUUAAUUGCUGGAGUUUAAAUUCCUAGAGGGCUGUAUAACUUUUGGAUCGAGCAAAACAGUCAUUGGAAAGUUUAUCGUUUAUAUACACAUUCAACUUUCAGUGAGAAACCUGCUCUGUUUGCUUCUUUUAUAAAUCAAAAUCAUUGUGAUCUGCUGUUUAUCACAAUGAUCCACUCGUCACAUUAAUUUACUCAUAUGAAUUUAAUACUUGCAAGUGAACCUCAGAUUCUGAAUUAACAAUAAUAAUCAUGACAUUGUGGCCAUAGCCAGUAUCCCUCAAUGCUGGUGUGCAAAAUGUAACCCUAUUUAUGCCUUAAUGUAGCUUAGGGUAGUUUCCAAAAUGUCUCUUAAAAUCGAGGUGUUUGCAGAGCAUUUGCUUCAGUCCUCUCUACAUGGGUAUAUUUAUUUUUUAAAUGAACUCCUCGAGAGUUAAUUCCGCUUUGCUGGUUAAUGUGAGUUUAAAACGCCGCUCCAGGGGAACGCCGACUUGCGGUUUUAUGUAAAUUCUCACCCACCGCCUUAUUGGUGUUAUUUAAAUUAGUUUCAUUUCAUGUAUACUAAGGACCUUUAUUUGUGCGGAAGUCUUUUUAUUCAUUAAUGUUAUUACUUUUUUUGUUGAUAUGACUUUUGUAUUACCAUGUGGUAUCAUUAAUAAAUACGUUUUUUUAAAGA
Molecule: messenger RNA, 4674 nt
Organism: Brienomyrus brachyistius
Lineage: Eukaryota; Metazoa; Chordata; Actinopteri; Osteoglossiformes; Mormyridae
Gene: col21a1
Product: collagen, type XXI, alpha 1
Exons: 30
Coding region: 303-3194 (963 amino acids)
Source: RefSeq, a predicted model, not a curated record